Anthostomella pinea is the source of this 1629-nucleotide messenger RNA. The record is from the annotation of a GenBank genome assembly. NCBI's taxonomy places the organism in Eukaryota, Fungi, Ascomycota, Sordariomycetes, Xylariales, Xylariaceae.
AUGGCGACCACUGUCCAGAUCACCGCCGCGCAGAAGGUCGCAGACCACGAGCUGGAGGAGAAAUUGGGCCACAAUGCCAUUCUGGAAGCCAAACAGGCCACCGACGAUGAGCACGCUCAAACCCUCUGGCAGGCCUUGAGAGAGAACCGCAAGGCAGUGUUCUGGUCAAUCUUGAUCUCGAUGACAAUCAUCAUGGAAGGAUACGACACGAUCCUCAUGGGCACCUUCUUUGCCUAUCCGGAGUUCCAGAAGAAGUUCGGAGACUAUUACGGCCCUGAACUUGGUUGGCAGGUGUCCGGCCCGUGGCAAACUGCCUUGAACCAAGGCAGCACAAUUGGAGCUGUAUUUGGCGGAAUGAUCAAUGGAUACAUCGCUUCAAAGUACGGCUACAGAUGGGUCAUGAUUGGCUCACUGGGGCUCCUCAAUGCCUUCAUCUUCGUCGUCUUUUUCGCCCCCGGCCCGGAGGUGCUCAUGGUUGGCCAGAUCCUCUGUGGUCUAUGCUGGGGUGUCUUCGCAACACUGGCUCCGGCCUAUGCGUCUGAGGUCGCUCCCACGAACCUGCGUGGUUACAUGACGACAUACGUCAACCUGUGCUGGGCCAUUGGUCAACUUGUGGCUGCCGGUGUGUUGACAGGAUGUCUUGACAUCAAAGGGAACCUGGGCUACCAGAUUCCCUUUGCCAUCCAAUGGUUAUGGCCUACUCCUCUCAUGAUUGUUGCCUACCUAUCGCCCGAAAGUCCCUGGUGGCUAGUCCGCACCGAGCGCCUCGAGCAAGCGAGACACUCGAUCAAGCGGCUCAGUGGGAACAAGACAGAGGAGCAGAUGAACAACCAGCUCGCCAUGAUGAUCCACACGACCAAGCUGGAGGCUGAAGAGACGAAGGGCGGCACGUAUCUGGACUGCUUCAAGGGCGUCAACUUGCGCCGAACUGAGAUUGUCUGCAUGGCACUUGCGGGCCAGAUCCUGUCCGGAAGUAGCUUCGCCUACACCCCAACCUAUUUCUUUACUACUGCCGGCCUGGACACUGCUCAGUCGUUCAACCUGAGUCUGGGUGCCAAGGCAAUAGCCUUCAUCGGAACUAUCCUGUCGUGGUGGUUGAUCACAUACUGGGGCCGGCGACCUCUGUACAUUGGCGGCAUGGGGCUCCUCAGCGCCAUCCUACUCAUCAUCGGCAUAUUGGAUGUGUCAGCGGGCGAUAAAGGCCUCUGGCCUUCAGGUGGACUCUGCGUGCUUUGGCUGUUCAUCUACUCGUUGACCAUCGGUCCACUGGCUUACAGUUACAUCUCGGAGACGUCGUCGGUCCGCCUCAGACCGCUCUCUGUGGUGCUCGCGCGGACGUCGUAUCAGCUCGUCAACAUCAUCUCGCAAUUUCUAAAUGCGUACAUGAUCAACCCGACCGAGUGGAACUGGAGCGGAAAGUCGGGAUUCUUCUGGGGAGGCACCGCAUUCGUCGUCUUCGUAUGGUCGUAUUUCCGGCUGCCGGAGGUCAAGGGUCGUACGUACGAAGAGCUCGACAUCUUAUUCUCCAUGCGGAUCCCUGCCAGUAAGUUCUCGACGACCCACGUCGACCCUUACGCGGCGGCGACGUCGGAGGAUGCGAUGGAGGUCGAGCACAAGGAGUCGCAUUAG